Trachemys scripta elegans is the source of this 2458-nucleotide messenger RNA. It is a transcript of the gene GASK1B, whose product is annotated as golgi associated kinase 1B. Bases 558 to 2168 code for a protein of 536 amino acids. The record is from RefSeq and is a predicted model, not a curated record. Gene Ontology annotation, cellular component: Golgi apparatus. The transcript has 5 exons. Lineage: Eukaryota; Metazoa; Chordata; Testudines; Emydidae.
AUAGAAGGGUUUUUUAUAACAAGGUUCAUGUAAGUUUAUAGCAGUUCAUAUGCAAACAGCUUCCCUGUACAGCUAGUACAUUUGCAAAGAGCAUUAAGCCUGCAAUCAAAUAUCUAAAAUGUGGAGCACACUUAAAUCUGGGAUGUGUGUUAGAGUACAUUAAGAAACGCUGCUUUUACUAAGUUCUUGGCAUUAUCAUAAGAGAUUUAGCACAGCCAAGGAUGGGGCAAGCUGAAUAGCCCUCAGAGGGGACUCAGACAUUUUGGAUCCUGACUCGUUUAACUUUGUUUACACAGUUGACUCCAUUCAUUCUCUGAAACAAGUCACUUCCCCUGUGGUGGCUGAUAAGAGUUUAGCAGCUUGUUGAGGUGGAGUGUCAGAGUCAUUAGUAUUAAACACAUUCCCAGCCACACCACUGGCCCCUGUGCACCGCUUGCACUGGAAGCUGUUUGGAAAAGAAGAAAUAGAGAUCUGUGAAGGGAAAUCAUGCAUCAUCCUCCUGGCUGGAAACCACUGAAGACUAUAAGCUGCUUUCAUCAUGUGGAUUCACCGGAGAAAUGACCUUCCUAGAUCAGCCAGGCCAAAUCAUAAACUGGUUUGUUUGCUCGCUGUGCACCCCAUGGGUGCUGAGGUUCUGCAGGGGUAGGCGUCCCAGGACCAGGAGGAAUCUGCUGCUGGGUGUAGCCUGUGUGCUAUACCUGGGGUUUCUGGUCAGUCAAGUGGGUCACAUUUUACCCCAGCACAGAGGGGGACGCCAGAAGAUCAGUUCCAGGAGUCUUCAAGAUGCUGGUCAGACACCUUUUCUGGGGAUCCCACUGGAUGGCACUUUGUCCCCACCUGAUCUCCAAGGGCCCCAGAUGGCUGGCAAUGGGACCUCAGUGCCACCCAACGUGGUAUACAUCACACUGCGGUCCAAGCGCAGUAAACCCACCAACAUCCGAGGCAGCGUGAAACCCAAGCUCAGGAAGAAGCAUGCAUUCCCUUUGCCCUAUGGGCAGCACUUUCCAGUAGGUGUCACUGGGCAGGAGGAGAACUUGUCCCAGCAGCAGGGGCGGACUAGCUACUCCAUGGGAAUAAUGAGGGCAGCAGUAGUUCCAGAGACACCAAGGCACCAACUGAAGAAGCACUGGGAUGGAGAGAGGGAGGCAGUGGGCAGGGGACACCGAAGGCAUAUUGGGGUUUCAGGAGGUGUAAAUGUGCAACCCCAGGCUCGGGAGAGUAAUAUCAGGAUAUACAGUGAGAGGUCCCCCUCUUGGCUGAGCAAAGAUGACAUCCUAAGCAUGCAUUUGCUGGCAGAUUCCCGGAUAGGCAGUAUCCGAGAAGCACCCUCUCAGCAUGGAGUCCUACUGGUGUUUGAGAGGAAUCCCAGUGCCACAGGAGCAGCUUGCAGUCAAGGGUACUGUGGCCUCAUCAAGAGACCCCUUGAUAUGAGCGAGGUGUUUGCCUUCCAUUUAGACAGGAUCUUGGGGCUGAACAAGACCUUGCCUUCUGUAAGCAGGAAAUCGGAGUUCAUCCAAGAUGGUCUGCCAUGUCCUGUUAUUCUCUGGGAUUCCUCAUUGGCUCCGACAAAUAAUAGGACCCAUUCUUCAGUGAGGCUAAAUUGGGGGGCCUAUCAGCAGCUAUUGAAACAGAAGUGCUGGCAGAAUGGCAAAGUGCCCAAAGCUGAUUGGGGCUGUACUGAGAUCCAUCACCAUGAGUGGUCCAAGAUGGCACUCUUUGAUUUUCUUCUGCAGAUCUACAAUCGACUGGACAGAAAUUGCUGUGGGUUCAAACCUCGCAAGGAGGAUUCCUGUGUUCAGAAAGGACUGAAGCUGAAAUGUGAAGAUCAAGAUGCUGUUGACCUGACACACAUUAUUCAGAGAAGGCAUGACCCUAGGCACUUGGUCUUUAUAGAUAAUAAAGGUUUCUUUGACAGAAGCGAAGACAAUCUGGAUUUCAAAAUAUUACAAGGAAUCAAAGAGUUCCCUGAAUCUGCAAUUUCAGUGCUGAAAAGCCAGCGCUUGCGAGAGAAGCUUCUUCAGUCUCUGUUCCUUGACAAAGUAUAUUGGGAGAGCCAAGGAGGUCGCCAAGGAAUUGAAAAACUUAUUGAUGUGGUAGAAAGGCGUGCCAAAAUUCUUCUUACCUAUAUAAAUGCACAUGGAGCCAAAGUAUCACCCAUGAGUGAAUGAAAGUCUUUUUUUUCCCCCUAAUGCUAAGAAUUACAGUUAUAUAAGGCAAGAACUGGUGGCAAAAUUGCUUUUUCUUUUAAAAUUCUUUUAAUUUCCAAAACAUAACAGUAACCAGGUAAGCUUGGGUUUUUUAGACAUUUGAAAAAAAUGUUAUAUAGUAUAAAAGUGCCAGUUCUCUAACUUUCUCUAAAAUCAUUCUUAAAUGCAUUUAUUGCUGUGUUCUUCUAACAAAGAUGUCUAAGCAGUGUAAUAAACAAUGCAAUAAUUUAAUACAAAUAUUGGAUUCUCAA